Messenger RNA from Ceutorhynchus assimilis (cabbage seed weevil), 780 nucleotides. Lineage: Eukaryota; Metazoa; Arthropoda; Insecta; Coleoptera; Curculionidae. The record is from the annotation of a GenBank genome assembly.
AUGCACAACACAGAAAAUAUAUUAGUUUCAUUUCAAAAGUAUGAUUGUAUCAAAAUGGCACCUAAAUCUUUGUUAUUUGUAAUUGUGCUCACUUUAUUAGAUUCCAUUCAAGGCUUGCAUCAAAUGGAAGACGAUCUAAAAAAAGUCGAACACGCUCUCAAAAAUCAUUUGCUAGAGACUGUUUUGAAUAUCAAAAUCUCAACGACUAUGAUCGAAGUGUUUGCGGAAGACGCAAAGCAACGACUCAUUUGGGAUCUCAAGUCUGCUGCCCAAGGUUUUUGGAAGACGAUUGAUAUGCUUCAGAUUGCUUCUGCAGAAGAUGUACCACCUGGAUGUAUUAGAUUAGCCACUAAAAGUCUAGAAGAGCUCGAUAGCCAAGUCAAAUUUGAGGCUCACAAUAAGAUAGAAAACAUUCUGAGUGAAGCUGAUGAGGAAGCUACUGAAGCUAUAUCACAGUCGAGAAUUUUUCUAUCGGAAAUUCCUUCGUUGGCCGAGAAAAUCAAAAACUGCAAUGGAGGCUUGUGCAAGAUUAUAUUGGACGAUCAAAUUGUGCAACUGUUGAGAGAUUCGUGGAAGACUAUAGAAGAAUCUUGCACCGAUUUUAUCGCUUAUCGUGAAGAACUGGUGAAAAACUUGCAAACACUUAAAUUGGACGCUGAUGCUUAUCUAGAAGGAGAUCUGGGUGAGGGUAAAGCUAUGCCUGAUGUGAUCACAAUAAAUCAAUGUGGUAGCAGGACAAAGUUCUACGGAAAAAGGAUAUAUUCCCCGAUAGGUAUGUAA